GACCAGGAGAAGGAAGUAAAGCUUAUCAAGAGGUUUUCUUAGGCCAAAUGGGAAUAGAGUCCUAGACUUAAACAGCGAUGAUGAUCAGAACAUACGCUUUCUGCCUUUUACUCUUGCUCUUUUUCGUACAUCGGGCCGAAAACACAGACGUUUUGGGUGGAUUAACAGAACAACUUUCCAAGUACUCCAUUGUGAAUCCUCAGGUGAUUCAAAGAAAAGGACGGAGCAUCAACACGUCCGAACUGAAAGAGAAUUAUGACGAUCAGAUAUCAUAUUCACUCAACAUAAACGACAGAAAGCACAUUCUUCAUUUACAGAAGAACAGAGAUUUUCUGCACCCCAGAUUUCUACAGGGUUCAUCUGAUUCCACCAGGAAUUCGUCAUAUUCAUGGAAACAUAUGCAGUGCCAUUACCAUGGAGAGGUUGAAGGAUAUGAGAAGUCAUUAGUGGCAGUGAGCACAUGUUCUGGUCUCAGGGGUGUGAUUGUCCUCGGAAAUGAGACCUAUGCACUUGAGCCUGUGCCCCGUUCUGCCUCCAACGACCAUCUUCUAUACCUCCUGAAAGAUCUCCAGACAGAGCCUGUCGCUUGUGGGGUUGUAAAUGAGGACACAACAACCCACGAACCCUUCGAGCCUGGCCAGUCGCUGACCUCUCUACUGCGGGAAAGACGCAGUUUACCACAAACUAGCUAUGUCGAGCUGGUUCUCGUUGUUGAUAACCAGAGGUAUGUUUUCAAGAAUCGAAAUGAGACGGCAGUAGUGGAUGAGAUGGUGACGAUGGCAAAUCUACUGGAUGGGUACUACAAGCCGUUGAACAUCCGUAUUGUGCUGAUCGGCGUGGAGAUCUUUAAGGACAGCAAUCCUUUUAGUGUGGAGGGCUCUGCUGGGGAGGUUUUGAGAAGGUUUGUCAACUGGAGGAAAAGUACUCUGAUACCAGCAAAGAGACACGACAUUGGUCAACUCAUUGUCGGUCGGCCAUCGUCUUACUCAGGCGUGCUGGGCAUGGCCUAUGUGGGCUCAGUCUGCUCGGUAGCUUCUUCUGGAGGAAUCAAUGUGUUCGGGAAUGACAAUUUGGCUUAUGCUUCCACUGUGGUGGCUCAUGAGAUGGGGCACAACCUGGGCAUGAAUCAUGACUUGGCUACCUGCGAGUGUGACGGCAGAAGCUGCAUCAUGUCAGCGACUGCAGGCGGUGCCACCACGUUCAGCAGCUGCAGUGAGGAUAACUUUGUGAGUCUCAUUCUUCGUGGAAAAGGGACAUGUCUGAGAAACCCACCGUCGCCGUCUGAUGUGAUCGACAAAGCUGAAUGUGGCAACGGCCGCCUGGAUGAAGGGGAGCAGUGUGACUGCGGCAAACCAGAGGAGUGCCAAAAUAAAUGCUGUGAUCCCAACACUUGCACAUUUGCAUCCUCCUUGGCCAAUUGUGCUGAUGGAGCCUGCUGCGAUAACUGCCGGAUUGUCGUGUCUGGAACGCCAUGCAGAAACUCUGCCAACACCUGUGAUCUCCCCGAGUACUGUGAUGGCAGCAGUGCCUUUUGUCCUGAAGACUACUAUAAAAUGGAUGGUCUGCCCUGUGAAAACGCCGCUGCGUACUGCUAUGAAGGUCGCUGUCAGACAUACGACGACCAGUGCAAGCAACUCUUCACACCAGAUCCUGCAACAAAGGCAGAUGACAUCUGUUUCAGUCAUGCAAAUACUUUGGGAAAUCUGUUUGGAAACUGUGGCGUCACCAGCAGUGGAGCGUUCAUAAAAUGUGCAGUAGAAGACGCCAUGUGUGGAAAGGUGCAGUGCACGAAUGUGGACGUGAAUAACCCGCCUCCUGGUGCCCAAGUCACCAUCCAGAUAAUUCAAGGGAAAACUUGUGUUAAUGCAGACUUCCACUUGGGCACAGACGUGCUUGAUCCCGCCUAUGUUAAGCCUGGCAGCCCUUGUGGUGAAGGAAAGGCCUGUCUCGACUUUCACUGCGUGAAUGCUUCUGCUCUUCUGAGCAAUACUGACUGUACCGCUGACAAGACCUGCAACGGCCGAGGGGAGUGUAAUGAUCAAGGGAACUGCCACUGCAACAAUGGCUGGGCGCCUCCCUUCUGUGUCACGGCAGGACGAGGCGGCAGCAUAAAUAGCGGCCCGGCGAUGAUAGAUUACUCGCUCAGGAAUGGCCUGCUUAUCUUCUUUCUCCUGGUGGUUCCUGUCGUCACGCUUGUCGUUGUGGGGCUGCUCUACGUCUAUAGGCGACAGUCCUUCGACCCUUGCAUUAAAAGAGGAGUGAAGCCUCAUAAUACUCAAAACAGAAAUGCAAAUCAACAGUCAAAUGCCCGUGUUCAAACACCUGCUCCAGGACCAGAUAAUCGGCGUGAAAAUCCAUCUACAAUCCCACCACCUCAGUCUGAGUAUGAAUUAACUCCUCUUUUCAGGUAUGGAGAAAUGGACUACUGGAGCGCAGCUGAAAAUGAUCCUACUCCAAAACCAACAUCUCAUGUUCAGGGACCUGGAGCGCCGAGGCCAAUCCCACCAAAAGUGCCACCCAUUUGAUACACACUUCAUUUUUUUUUUUUUUUUUUACAUCUGUGACGUUUAUUACAGCUCAAGAUUCUUCUUCAAGACACUGCAUAAAUCAUAAGAUCACUACUUUAUUCCAGCAUUUUUUAAAUGUUGGUAGUAUUAAGGGGGUGGUGGAAACUUCUUAAUAUUUAUUGAAAUAUAUUUUACUAAGCUUUAAAACAAAUGGCAUGUAUAUAAAGGGUGAAAAUAUGAAGGAACAAAAUGCAUAUUAAAUCUUUGAUGCUAGAAUUUUUUCCGAAGUAUUGAAAAGCCUUUUUUUUUUUCUUUUUAGGAUUUUUACUGGGUGUAAUUCUGAUUUAAUAAACAUUAUGAGAAAUGGGACAUUUACAUUAUUGUUUUUUUUCACAUUUAAAUUUCAUAAUGUUUCAAAGGAACAAAUGGCAGAUAUGUAAGAUAUAUCAUGUGAUGCAAAAAAUAGGUUUGGUUUUUGCUUGUUGAGUUGUUCAAACAAUCAUGGAAGUUGUGAGAUGCUUUCAUGAUCUUCUCCUAUUUGAAUUAACUAAAAAGACACAUUGACAGGUGUAAAAGUGUUGAUUAUAUGACUUUAAUCUCUACUUGUGGUCCUGCAUUGAAAACAUAUCAUGCAUAGACAUGAUAACUAAUGAACAAAAACCAGUUUUCUUUGGUCGUAGUCCUUAAACCAUCUGGUAGAAACGUUUUGUAGCCUUGUUAAAAUACAUGUUAUUCUACUACUCCCUUUUUGAAACUGAUUUUUAAAUGGACUUUUUCACCCCCUUAACGCAUUCAAGAUAGGGAAAAUGUGUAUUAUUGUAGCAACAAGUGGACAGGAUUAAAAGGGUAGAAAAAGAAUAUGAAACAAUAAUGUAUUAACAGGAUAAUAAUAACCGUGACAUUUUUUACAUUUUUGUAUGCUCAUGUUGGUAAUGACUGGAAAUGGAUAUUAAUAAAAAGUGUGGUGUGUCAUAUUGUCCAGAUUCUGCGUGUGUGUUGACAAGAUGAUACUGAUGUGAGCUACUUAUUUGAUUUUUUUUUUUUUUUUUUUUUUAGAUAUUAUCUUAUUUGUGUAUAUUAUUUUGGCCCUACCACUGAUUGUUUAAAAGCGCUGUAUAAAUAAAGAUGGUUUGAAGUGA
This is a messenger RNA of Salarias fasciatus (jewelled blenny), 3646 nucleotides long. RefSeq names its product ADAM metallopeptidase domain 9b (gene adam9b). Lineage: Eukaryota; Metazoa; Chordata; Actinopteri; Blenniiformes; Blenniidae. The transcript has 22 exons. Gene Ontology annotation, cellular component: plasma membrane. The coding region runs from base 78 to 2525 and encodes 815 amino acids. Gene Ontology annotation, molecular function: metalloendopeptidase activity. The record is from RefSeq and is a predicted model, not a curated record. Gene Ontology annotation, biological process: proteolysis.